GUUACCAGAACCUUGUGCCUCAUCUCCUUUCCUCCGUUUAAGUGCUUCUCUCUCUCAAAAUGGGUACUAGGCUGCAACCUGCGGUUAAGCGAGCGGCAGAAAGCGACGACGAGCUGGAAAUCCAGCAAAGGAAAAUUAACAAUGGCCUACGCGUGGCCAAAAAGCGCCUGAAAGCACACGGAUCUUUUGACACCCACUAUUGGGCCAGGGCGGCAGAAGUCGAAACCAUACUUCUGCAACGUACUGAGGUUGACCGGAAGAUAUCCUUAAGAGAUUUUGUGGGGCCAGAAGCAGACUGGCAAAAGACUGAGAAAGCAAAGGCUCUCUUCGAGCAGAUAAAAGCGCAAAAGACUUCGAAGAACAUGUGUGAAAGGCGUAAAAAGGAGCUGGAUCCCCAGUAUUUGAAUCGCAAGGCAAGCCUGGGCAGGCGUCUUCGAUCUAGCUGGAUAAAGCUGUUCACCACAAGCAAGAUGGGCCUAUGUAUUAAGAACACAGGUGCUGGGGAGAGAGACUCAAGUAAUCAGUCUAGAUUCCGGAAACAUAUGAUCGAAAUCUACGGUAGUAAUCGGCCGGGGGAGGAGGUUUUGUGGUGCCCUAUCCUGGGCCAAUAUUUCGACGAAAAUGCUGUGACAGCAUCACAUCUGUUCGCAUACAUGCAUGGACAAGACACAAUGGAUGCGAUUUUCGGGCCCACAAAGACACCGGAACUUUUUUCGCCCAGAAAUGGGCUUCUGAUCCAUAUCAACAUCGAAAAAUUCUUUGAUUCUGGAAAAUUCGCCAUUGUCCCGGAUCUACCGGAAAGGCCUAUAUUGGCCGAAGUUCGGGCUUGGGUUGGCCUGGAAACCCGGGAAUAUAAGCUCAUAAUACUUGAUAAAUCCUGGGACAAGCUAGACAAAAGGAUAAGCUGCCACUAUCCGAUAACAUAUCGGGACCUGGACGGGCGGCGGUUGGCGUUCAAGACAGCCUUCCGACCAGCAGCGCGAUAUCUGUACUUCCAUUACUGUGUACAAGUCCUCACCCGGGCGUGGCAGCAGGAUAGCAGUAAGCAGGUGAACAACACAAUCCGUGAUGAGGUGGGGAGACACUUCUGGGGAACCCCGGGCAGGUAUCUGCCCCGGAACAUGCUGCUUGCUUUUGUGGAAGAAUUGGGCCACGAAUAUGAAGAGUUGUUGGAAGGGUCGUCCAGAAAAAGGGGAGAUAAUGCCUUGCUGGUGGAGGUAGCCACCAAGCAGGUAAAGACCCGACAGGGAGAAUUGGACAAGAAAGUCCUGGGCGAUGAGUAUGAUGAAAGUCUGGAUGGGGACAAU
Messenger RNA from Aspergillus heteromorphus CBS 117.55, 1307 nucleotides. Its product is annotated as HNH endonuclease signature motif containing protein. The annotation marks the transcript as partial. Lineage: Eukaryota; Fungi; Ascomycota; Eurotiomycetes; Eurotiales; Aspergillaceae. The transcript has a single exon. The record is from RefSeq and is a predicted model, not a curated record.